AGACCUGGGCUUUCCUGAAGAAAGAGAGACUUGGUGAUCGCAGACCAAUUCAUUGGACUGACCCUCAUGUGCCUCUGACAUGUUGAUAUCGCCCCCCCGCGCUAUCCCGGUUAUUUUCACCUUUGGUUUUCAUUGCGAUAAGGGGCAUAGGCAUUGCGCGCCUUUCUGGCAUGUGGCAUGCUAUAGAAUUUCAUGGUAAAUAAAAGCCAGCUAGCACAUUUGUUUCGCAACAAUUUGAAAUGGUUAGAGAGACGUACUUCUUCAGUGAUACAACUUGUGGUUUUAGUUUUAGAUGGCAUGGCAUCACGAUGAGGAGUAACUACGUGAUAAACAGAAGUCGAAAAAUAUAUCAUUUUUUUAUCGAUGUACUUGGUUUCAUCGACAACCCUAUGUAUGGGGUAUGUGGGGACAAACAAGUACUUGUUGUGGGUAUCAAUCAGAAUUAGUCAUGCGUUGUGUGAGAUUUUUACGAAAAUAGAGAUAGCGUAGGAAUAUCAUGUCCGGAACUCACCCUGCGGCGGCUAGAGGGCCUGCUUCCUCCAUGGAAGACUUCGCACUCGAGGUCUGCCGUACGCCAGCAGACUUUCUCCGCAAGACGCUUGACAAGUAUCCGGAAGGUGGGCAGAUACUGCAGGAAAAGUUGCAAAACGCGGUCGAUGCGGGCGCCACUAGAGCAGGAUUCUUUCUGGUUUCUGCAGGCUCUCACGACAAGGAGACGUCACCCAAUCGAGUCGAUAAGGAUAGUGGUGCGCGUGAGAAGAGGUUUGCAGGUAAAAGGAGCCUAGAAUGCAGCCAGCAAAGCCAGGGUAAAGAACAACACGGUGAUGAUUUCACCGGUAAUGCCAGCGACGAGGAAAACUACAAAGAGGACGAAGAUUUGUCUCGUGACAUCGAAAAGCUGUCGCUGCUUGAAUUUUGCGGGGACGCGCUGUACAUGACGAAUGACAGUGUUUUCACACCCGAGGAUUGGAAGAGCUGGAAACGCAUGUACGAGUCGCAGAAAGCGCACAAGCCAGGUAAAAUUGGGCAAUACGGACUCGGAAGCAGGAGCUUCUUCCACUUGACAGAUCUCGUUACGGUGCUCAGUGAUACAACGCUGGCCAUCGUAGAUCCGAGUAACUUAGUCUUCCCCUCAGGAGGCAUCAAAUUCGACAUAACAACUGACUGCCAGAAACUUCUGAUUGACCUCAACCUGGCGGACAAGGGCUCGCAGAAGCAGGAAAGCCAGGAGGACACGAAGAAGGAAGGCUUAUCGAGGCAGGUGGACGUGGAGAUAAAUGCCUGGACCAAGUACUUAGAUCAAAGUUUGAAAGUAGUAUUUCUAUUUUCUGCUGCAACUGCGACGGGCAAUAAACGUAGAGCUAGACGAAGUGUCAUUUUUGUCAGAUCUCUCAUAUUGAAAAGCCACGUGGUGUAAAAAAACAUUUAUAGAUAUAAUAUAUAAGCACGCAUGGUGCAUGGAGUAGCAUGGAGUGCAUGGAGCGCAGAGCUUUAUGGGGCGCAAGAAGCUCCCCUUUUAGCUCCAUGCUACUCCAUGUGAUCCAUGCACUCCAUGCCAUGCGAGCUGUGAAACCUUAUAAAUUGCUCUGGUGUAUAUUGAUGAUCCAGGGCGCAGGGCGACGGUGCCCCCCCUACGGGCCCCUUUUUAAGGCGUCUGCCGGGGGUGGAAGGCCUCAAAAGAGCCAAGUUACCUCCCCCGCUCCCUUCCAGCUGCCUGGCUGUUCCUUACGGGCCUCCGAUCUAGGUGGGAGGCUUCAAAAGGGGCCCAAGGGACCGCCUGCGCCCCUUUCCAGGUGUCUGCCUGUGCCCUAAGUGCCUCCGAUAUGCUUCGCCGCCACAGCAGUGCCCCGGUUGUGAGAGGCCUCCGAAGGCGGCAAAAGGCGAGGGGCUGGGCCCCCUGAGCCGUGCGGCUUGUGCCCUCCGGGCCCUUGGUCAUCGGCUUGCUGGCUCUUGCGACCUUGGCCGCCUUCGGCGGCCUUUUACCCCGGAGACCUCCCGCCUGCGAGGGUCAGCAGAGGCCAGGAGUUCCUUGAGGAACACGCAGAGAGGCGCAAGGGACCGCCUGCGCUAAGUUUUGGCGCGCGCCUUCCACCACUAGAACCUGCGAAAAUCAGCGCGGAAAAGCGCGCGCGCGCCACUACAGACCAGACCACAGGGGGGGGGGUGCCGUGCAGCCCUAAAACAUAUAUACUGAAUGCCACAGCUUUCUUGGACUAAAACUGAGGAGGCCAUCUGUCCUUCCUUGCCAAAUAAUGACACCAGGUUUCUUGCUGGCUUCGAAAAUUUUGGAUUGAAAAGAAAAUCUGACGGGAGCAAUAAUUUCGAACCUUUUGCCGGCACUGUAUUUCGAUUGCCACUGCGUACUGCACGACAGGCGAAGCUGUCCCAGGUGAGUAAGCGCGUGCAAACACCGGAAGAAAUUUUGGGGCUCAUGCGUAAGCGCUUCGAGGAUGCCGCUUCCCUCCUGCGCUUCACGCACUCGGUGCGUCAGCUCGAUUGCGGCGUUUACGAUGGCGAAGGCAACUACCACGAAGCCGUCAGCGUGAAGCUUGUAGAAUUACCGCCUGACUGUGCGAUCGCGGGUAUGCCUGCUGAUGGUAAAUUGUCAGGAGAGAAAAAUGAAGCGACACUUGCUGGACCUAGCAAGAGCAAUAACGGUAAUAAAAAUCGUCCUCUCCAUCUUCCGCAUGCAAUUAGCGGCGAUGAAGGCCAACUAGCGAAAUAUUUCGCGUCUUCGGGAGAGCAUACAGCGAGACAGGCAGUGCCAGAUUUCCUGCGAGAGCACCGUCGAUACCAGGAUUUGCAACGCGUUUUGGUCGAGAACCACAAGAAUUUUUUCUCAAGCAAAGCAACAGCGUUGUCUUCUUCUUCGUCUGUGAAGAAUACUGCGCCUGCAGAUGGCUUGGCGAUUGUGAAGCAUGUAGCCUACCAAAUUCUGAUCCAAACAAGAACCAACUUCGCAGUAUUUCGAAAGCUGCAACGAUGGGAUAAUAAGAAUAAACAAGAACAAAAUAUAUGCGCCGACAAGGAUACUUCCGAUCCGGAUGAGCAUGAAGGGAGAAGUAAAACCUCAUGGAUUCGCGAGUUGGUGCAUUUUGCUGUUGUGGCCGAUAGAGAGCUGUGCCGCGGUGCCACAGAGUUGCACACGUCGCCGGUGGUAGCUGUAGCACUUCCACUUCCUCUCCCGCUGCCGCGAGGCACCUCUUGUAAACGAGAAGAGGAACAGCAAGAGCAACAAGCACACCAAGCGUAUACAUAUCUUCCAAUUCCUGGCGCGACUGGGCUGCCCUUUCCGGUUCACGGCGAUUUUCAGCUCCAUGACGACCGACGCAGUAUCUGGGCUAGUGAGACCGAUUCGGACGUGCGCGGCGCUGCUCGACUGAAGCAUGAGUGGAACACGAAAUUAGCAGUACAUACGCUAUCGCGACUCUUGGCCGAGCAUGCGUAUCCGGACGUGGCUGCGCUUCUCGUCCGCAGUGCUUAUGAAGGAGUUGGUCCUCUCACUGAUCCGGCUGGUCAUGCAGAACAAGAUGGAAAUGCUGAUGUCUCCAGGACAUCCAAAGAAGUUGCACCACACACUGUUUCGAGAAGAGACCACCUGCUCGUCGGAGAACGUCAUCUUCGUGAGUCCUAUUAUCGCCUCUGGCCGAAGGUUGUUCCUCAUGAGUCAGCAAAAGGCUAUUGGCAUAAGCUAACGGCACAGUUGCCGAAGGCUGUCAGCUCUAUUCCUGUAUUUCCUGGCGAAAUGCUUCUCAGCGUAUCAGCUGCCCCGCUUUCUCGUCCAUGCGAUCUCACUAUUCUCGCAUCUGAGUUCCGCAUCUCUACGAACACCUACAGCACUGCUGUAGAAUCGGGGAACCAGAGCGCUGUUGUUGGGGCGUUUCCCUUACGAAGCGCCGCGAUGCGGUUUCUAGCACGAUGCUUCGGAUCAACAGAAAAGUUCCUCCCGACUGAUUGCCCGCCACAUGUGGAAGAGCUUCUGGAACCCGAGUGCCGUCGGCAGCUCGACUUCGCAUCGUUCUACACCGAAUAUUUCUUCCCAGCGGUGGCAGAACAGCUUGUUGACCAGAACACGGGAGAAUUUAUCCCGCAACUACCUAGUAGGACCCUCAUGCACGAGCACGACAAAGAAGGUGACAUCACAAGUAGAAAAAUAGACACCCUAGCAUCAUCUUCGAGAGCGACCCCACGAACAGCGGACGCUGCUAGCACAUUAGCAAUAUUCACAGCAGAGGACCUGGAUUUCUUGCUGCAGAACUAUCUCGAGCGUGUUGCACAAGUUGAUGAUGCCGCACUGCAGGCGUGGUUGCCGCAGCAUGAGUUUUUCACGUCAACCAGGAUUCUUCGCACAAGCUCCGGAAAGUACAUGCGAAUCCCCGAUGUGCAUGACCCGGAUGAGAAGAGGCUAAGGCAACUCAAACUCUUGGAUUCGGAACCGGACGCUUUUCCAGCCUCGUGCUUCAAAACGCCAACAAUUCUAGCUGCGCUUAAUACGCGCUGCGGAGGUCUCAGGAAGGAGCUGACUUGGGAAACGAUUGAGGGUCUUGCUGAGAAAAUUGCCGCUGACGGAGUUGCGGCAGAUAAAGUCGCGCUGUCUUUGGCGAAGGACUACGAGAGCGCGAGCGAACUUCCAGCGACCAUUGACCUCGGCGAGUACGAGCCGGAACACUCCAGGAAAAAAGGCACACUGACUGCCAGCGAGCGCUCCUUGAUCAGAAUCAAGAGGGAACAACAGCAAGACGGGGGCCCGCCCACAGCUGAUUCACAACAGGAUGCACAGCAGACCAUGAUGCGUCCAAAAUACCGUUGGAACCAGGCACAGACGCUUACUGCAACAGCAUCCACAUCCACCGGUCGAAGCAGCUCGUCGGAAGCAGAGGGCCCAAUCAAUCUCAUAUCGGAUUCUGACGACUCCGACGCAGAGCAAAAGCCGGCGUACGGAAAUGCAUCGUUGCUCCAGAAGGCGAAGCGACUACAAGAGUACGUCUCGCGGAAAUUGCAGAAGGAGAAGAAAGCGAUGGAAGGGAAGAAGGCAGGCGAAGCAGAUGGCAAUGUUGUGGGUCAGCAAACUCCGCUAUUGGAAGCGGGCGUUACCGUCAGGAAGAACAAGAAUAAGAGAAAGCAAGUACUACAACAUCAAGCAGAAAAUCAGAAAACUGAGUUGGAUGAAACGAAGGAAAAGGAAGUGUCCGGACAUUCUCGUCCCUGGCGCCGCCUUUUUGAGGAGAUUCACUGGGUACCUCAGUUGACGCAAGAUCACACUCAUUUUCGCAUCUGGGCUGCACAAAGGACUUUGAGGCCACCAACGCAUCUCGUUGCGCGGAAGGACGUGAAUGGCGUGUUUGCAGCACAUCCGGUUUGCGAAUGGAAUUUACAAACAGAUGAUGCAUUUUCUGUCGUCGCUGAAUGGUCAAGCCCUCCUUCAAAUGGAAAAUGGGCUGACCUGCUUCUUCCCGGUAGUUGGAAAACGACUACCGGUGUAGACUGGAAGCGGCAGUUGCGCAGUCUGCGCAGUGCUCUCCAGCAAAACUUGUUGAACGUAGAGGCCUACACCGAGGCGUUUUGGUUUCUGCUCGAGCUGAUGCAGAAAAGCAAUGUUGCAGAUAUGCUGUCACAAAAAGACGAGCUUGAUUUUUCUUCCAGUUUGACGCCGGCAGCCGAGCCCGUCGCUUCCGACUCGGAUAGCACACUGCGGCAUUUGGAAAUCAUACCUAUCGGAAAUCGAUUGUUCAAGCCGUCCCAGUGCAUCGUUAGUAAUCGCAAGCUUAACCCGCUACUGUAUCCAAUAGGAAACACUCUAUUGCCGUUUCAGAGAGAGCUGUCGGUCUUCGGCGCAGUGCUGGAGUUGGAUAUAGACCGAAUUAGUGAGGUUUUGCAGCAGGUCUUUGACGCGCAUGCAAUGGAAGCAGCCACAUCAUCGCAUCAAGCUGGCGCCAUCGAAGACAAGGAAACAAAAAAUGAUGAAGCGUCCGCCACUAGUUUUUCUGCGAUCCUGCCUAUGAAGACUGAUGAAAACCGGGAAGAGGCCAUGACCCAACGCUCGCUCGGUACAAAGCAUAGUGAAGCCGUGGCGAACCUCCUCAAGGAGUGGGCAGAGAUCAACGAGCAUAGCACGAAGCAGCUGCGUGAAAAGAAUUUACCGAAAAAGCGAAACAGCAAUUUUGCUGCGGAAGCGCCCACUAUCGCGCAAUAUCCAAAGUACGUUCUAACGCUUGCGGAGAGCUUGCAACUGCGGGAAAACGUCUGUUUCAAUGAUGGCAGACAAGGACCCGGUGUUGACGAGCAUCGUGUGCUGGCGGACGUUUUUUCUCCGGCUGAUGCACUUGCGCUGGGUGUGCCGCGGCUGGCGGACAUUUACGCGCGUCCGUUCGAGCGAGAAGACGACGAGGAGGGGGCAGCAAGUCAAGGUCAGGAUCUGGAGAUCCGUGGGCAACAAAGGCACCUGGGGGACAAAAGCCUUCCAAGUGCACAAUUUAAUCUGGCAGAAGACGCUUCGUCGUUCGAUAUCUCCACAUCCUACUCUGAUCGCGUUCGUGCAAUUUUGGAGGACUAUCAAGACCCUGGCAGUGGCCUGUCCACUAUCUGCAACGAGAAUAUUCAGAACUUCGACGACGGCGGCGCCGAGGAAGUGUGGUUCGUCAUCGACGAGCGAAAGCACCCAGCUGAGACUCUGCUGUCCAAAACGGACAAGAUGCGGUCCCUACAGGGUCCAGCGUUCGUAAUCGCUGGCGAUUCUGUUUUCUCUCAGCAAGACCUGAAGUCUAUUCAGCGUUUGGAUCGCUCCUCGAAGCGGCUGCAAUUCGAUAAGGACGGCCAAUUUGGAGUAGGCAUGAAUGCAGCUUAUCACGCAACUGAUUCGAUGAUGCUGCGCACGCAUGGGGAUGUUGUCUUCUUCGACCCUCUGGGGGAGUACUGUUGCAAAGAUCUGCAGGAUGGCAAGCCCGGGCGUCGAUUCCCGGAGCAGACUCUACGAGAUCAUUGGCCCGACCAAAUAGCUCCAUUCGCGAGUCUAGACGACACCGAGUUCCCAGAUGGCUUUCGCUUGCCGUCGGGCACGCAAUUUCGAUUGCCUUUCCGUCUUAAGUCGAGUAAUUUGAAGCGAAAAGUGUUCGAGCUCAAAGACUACCGUGCUGAAUUGCGUAGUUGGGCCAAGCAGGAAAUGUGGAAGUGUCAAAUAUUUGCGAGAUCUCUGCGUCGCAUAGCGGCUGCACACAUAGCUGCAAAUGGCGAAGUCACAAUACUCGGACAGCAUUCAUUGCAGAUAAAGCCGAUGUCGCCACUGUUUCUGCCCGAAAAAACAAGAGAGGGACAGCAGCAGGGCGGUCGCGAUCCCCCUCGAGAGGGCACCUCCGUUCCUGCUUCCUCUUCGUCUUCUUCUGCGCCUUCGGUAUUAGGAAGUGACCUUCUCGAACGCUCGGGCGAGCAUUUGGCCACACUUCCUGGCCCAGUUUCCGAUCUCGUCGUUCCUUUUUUGAAGGCAGAAGAUUCUGAGGAAGGAUCGGGCUCUCGUGGAGAACUUUACGGUCUUGGGAAUCCCCGGUCGGCAGGACGCGGUCUGGGAAAGAUGCUGCCCGAAUUCGUGUCGGCAAUACGUGACGAUAAUCCUCGUGAAUUCUACAAGCAGUUGCCGCGGACCGCGGAAGAAAUCGAAGCUCACUUGGACAACUCGAGGCCGAUUCAGAGCCGUUACUGCUACUCCCAUGUCGUCGUCCGACGUGGCACCAGCAAAAAGACUGAAAUUGAAUUUGUGCUCGUGCUCUUCUUCAAUGCGACCUGCUUGGACUGGUCGCUUCGGCUUCUGCAGGAGCAAGAAACAGCGCUACUGCCAGUUACCGGCAUUGCACUGCCACUACGAUUCCGCACAAUGCAGCAGGAAUCGCACGGACACGUCGAUCACUACCCAGGCACACCGGAGUUUCAGAAGCGAGUUCAGGAAUUCAACCGCGAGAACGAAUACCUGUUCCGGUUUCGCCCGUUGCGCCGUGGUGUGCGGCAACAGAGCUCUAGCGUCACGGAGUUUUACAUGCACGGUUACUGGCGGUUGCAUUCCUCGCGCCUGCUGAUCCAGUUCGACCAGGAGGAAAAAAACUGUUGGAACACGAUGUUGAUGCAGAAAGUACUGCUCCCAACCUACGUGUUGGCAUUUUGUGGAGCGCUCGGAACCUUAAAGCGUGUCCAAGACGUUGAGCUUGAACGAGCUAGAGUCAGGGAAGCGGAGAAACGAGCGAAGCGUGCGAACAGGGCAAACUUGUUCUCGGUAGCCAAUAGCGAGAGUGAGGGAACCAAUACCGCCUCGAGCAACGCGGAUCUGGCGCGGAGCUGUUUGCUAUCACUUCCUGCUGUCACUGCGUACCCGCAUUUGCUUCCAACCUGCGGGACCGGUCAAAACAACGGCUCGAGCCAGACGUUGGAGUUUCCACCUGUAAAUCGAUCUCAGCGAGAGGGUAAAGAGAGCAAUCUGCACACUGUAGCUGGAGGAAGGAAAAGUUCUGCCACUACUGUUGAAGUUAAAAGGGAGUCUGGCGCUGAUGGAGCCGCUGCAUCGUCGUGUUCAUCCAGCAGCAACAGUCACGCAAAUGCUAGCUCGCAGCCACAGCGCUUCAUGCGUGACCAGUGGGGCGGGCCCUUGUUGGCGCUUGAUCAGGUCUUCAGCGUCGAUGACGAGGAAGCAGGGACGGACCAACAUCAAGGUGGCACCCGUGUAGAUCCUUGGCAACGCUUUGCAGAUGGCUGCCUUGCCUCUCUCUAUGAGCGAGAGAUCCCAUGCGUCCCUGUGUGUCACGACAAGGACGAGGAGGAAACAACGGCAGGACAGCAGCAGCGAGGCCAGACGAGAAAAAACGCGAUGUCAACAUCGUGGCUGCUGGACCCGGUAGCUCUGGCACGUCAUGCGAUAGAGGAAAUCCUAAUCUGCGAGAUUUCCAUGGAUUUUGCUCCUGAUCCAGUAUUCUGCAAAGUCUCUCCUAUGCAGAUGUUUGACCGGGCUUCUCUGCAUCAGGCCCUCGCUGCGAGCGGGAACGUGCAUCCGUCAACACGACAGCAGGUGGGUAACAACGGCGUUUGCAGCAAUGUUGCAAUGCGGGAGCUCGCCGAAGCGCUUGUACCCGACGAGAACACAAGAAAAAGAAUCACUGAGGGUCGCAUUGGUGGAGAAGACGUGGAUAUCGACAUCGCAACGGCUAUAAACUGGCUCCGUCAAUUGCAAAAGUACCAGUCUACUCUCCCGGAGCCCACGUUGACCAGCAAGGGGCGGACGGUUCCGAAGGGAACAUCGCAAUUGCAUGAGGGUGAGAAGAUACUUGGUCGAAAUAAGCCACUAUCCGAGGUGCUAGAGUUUGUCUCGCGGUUCGAGAAGCUAAAGGACGCAGAUGUGGAGCUUGUUGCUUUGGAAAACUCACGACAAGAAGCCUAUGGCCACGUCGUCGAGUGGGUUCCGCUUUCUCGCGCGGUAUUUGACGGCCGCGCGGCACUGGCGUUUUGCACGACAAGUCCUGGAGAGGAAGGUGAGUCGACUGCCUCAGCAGCCAUGCCCAUGGCAUCAUCUUCAUCCUCCAGUGCUCGCAGAGGUGGGCACGGCAUUGGGCGCUACCAGUAUUUCUUGGAAUUACGCCCUAUGAUUCGACACGUGAUGUCCGUCUCUCUGCUCUCCUUGCGUGCCCAGGCGAGGCUUUCGAAAGCGCUAGCGGGGAUUGUGGCAACCAACGAUCGCAACAACAGUUUCGACAGAAAAACAAGUGGGAAUAUCGAAGAGAAGAUUUCCUUUGCCGCGGUUCUAAAUGAGCUUACGCCGUCGAGAGUGUGCGCGGCAUUGAGGGAAUACGCGGACAAAACACACAAAAUUUUCGACCUCUACUGCCCCGGCGAUUUUUACGACCCACAUACUAAGGAAUGGUCUCCGGCAGACGACGUAGUCAAUCAGGUUCGCAAUCCAGAGGGGCACGUCUCGUCCACAUCCGCAUCUUUUUCUUCUACCUCCGUACCGUCUUCAUCAGUCGCUGCGCCACUAUUAGCCAUCCCCUUUAAUUGCCCUGCUCCGCAGAGUGUAGACUUCGUGGAGAUUUCGAGACUCCCGAAAGGGUUGCGGAUCCGCAAGGAAUCUUGGGUACGAAAUUUCCUGAACUUUUUGUUGUCUCGUUUCUGGAAGCAGCUCGCACCGCACGAGGAUACCCUGAACGAGCUCGAGGGGACGCCGCUGCUCCUGCUUCACCAAGGCCUUCUGGGCCGAAUGCCGAAUCUCCAAAAUUUCUCCGCCGACGACCGCGGGGUAGUAGAAUUAUACUCACGUCCCUUUAGGACUGCAGCCAGUGCCACUGUUCACCGGCAGCUUUCUGGCUGUCAGUGGGCUCGCGUACCUCAACUUUUUCUGCGAACGCCGCAGCACUCAGAUGUGUUGUGGAGAAACUUGGUCAACAGUAAGGACAGUGACGGUCUCCAAUUCGCACCAAGACUGUCUGCAAAAGCGUUCCUGCAGCACCCAGAGCGUGAGCUUCCUCCCUCCUACUUCUACGAUGGGGAGUUGCCAUCGCAAGAGUUGAGUGGAACGAGGAACGCGCUCGGGCACGGGACGACAGCGAGAAGCCCUUUACCAUUUGCCUCUUUGUCAUUGACAAAAACGCAGUGGCAAAGUCUUGAGAUGACCGUCAGCGCGAUCGCGCAACUCGGACAUGCCAGAAACACCAGUUUCCUAGCACCCGGAGCGAACUUCCCCGCCAUCGUCGACACCACGGCCCCGCAUGAGGAAAUAUGGCGGGCCAGCGUGAGCCGCUGGCCGCUGCUGCCGACAGACUGCGGGCGCGUGCUCCCUUUGUCGCGUCUCGACCGAAUCAUUGGACCGGUCGAGAACCUCCCCAGUUUUUUGAGAAAAUCGUUGCAAGAAAACGGUUACUAUUUUCGGGGGAAUUUUGCGGAACGAGAGCGAUCCGAGGUGCUUGAAGGCCUCCUGAAAGCAUGGGUGCCGUCUUCACUGCAGAACUUCGUAAGAUUGCUCACACAGGGUGAAAGCUCCUCUGACUUCCGUGCGACUCUCUCUGCGCUGUCGGAUACCCAAAAGCGUGAUUGUGCUUUGUAUUUUUCGGGAGCUUUGGCUAGUGUUGCGACGGGAAACGGAGGACAACCGCUUAGCGCUGCAAUGAACGCCGAAUUAGUGUUUUUGCGGGAACAGCUUCGCAUGUUUCCGAUCUUUCCUGUCUUGGGCAGGACAGGCUACGGACCACUCGUUUUACGUGCUAGUAAAAAGCACGAAGAUACGAUUGCUGACGCUGCUUUACAGCAGGCUUUGAUUGACUCUGGCUAUGCAGCUCCAGCGGUCUCCUCGUCUUCAUCGCGGCCACCUCCCACCUCGUCCUCAUCUCACACAGGUGCAGCUCGUCAACGAAACCCUGCCGUGACUCUAAGCACACCUCUGGCAACGAACCUCCGGUACAUUACCGGGAUCGAUAUCCUCGACCAAACAUUCGUUGCUGGUCGUGCAGCGGACUUCAAGCAGAACGCUGCAGUGUUUCGCGACUGUCCGAUGUUGCUAUUUGCGGAUCGAAAUGACCUGACAGCCUACGUUAAACUGUGGCAAUUCGUGGGUGCGGAACCGAUAUCCUGGAAAAACUUUGUCGGGACCUUUGUUGUACGCCUAUGCAAGCGGGCGGCAGAGCUGGGACGGUGGACAGAGGUAGAAGAGCUGAUGGACAAAAUCAAAGCAACGCUUGAAGACGUUCCGGAAGAUGAGUUUUCACGGCAGUAUCGUUCUGGAAUUCGCGACAUUCCCUUCCUCCCCAUGCCUGCGAAACGCCGCGCGGCGCUUUCUGGUGCUGGGACUGAGAAUAACAAGAAAAGAGCAACAAGUUGUACAAAAUCUUCGAAGCACAACAAAGGACUGGAUUCCAAACGGGAAGAUGCAAAGGCGAACGAUGAAGUGACAAGAAGCGCAAGCGGCUUGAAGAAGCGCCGACUUGCGCUAGGAGGAUUUUCAUCCAGCAGUGCAGGCAACGAUCAGGAGGACGACUUACUUGCGAAUGAAGAGGGUUCGCAGCAGGAACCUAGUGCAACCAAGAAUAACAUUGCAAAGGGCGCUGUAAUUAAUGUGCAAACGUCCUCCGCUUCUUCGAGGUCCCCACCAGGAGACGGCGCUGCCCAUAUUGAUGACGCCGCACUGCUUGUCGAUAUACCUGAAAGUGCAGCCGUCGUUGAUCCUGACGCGCGCACCACUGUGGUCGAAUUGUUCGAUCCAGAGGUUCCGUUACUCAAAACCUUCCUCGAUGAUGACGACUUUCCGCAAGGAAAGUAUGCAAAUGCUGGCUGGCUCAAAUUUUUGCGCCGUUUAGGUUUGCGGUCGCGGUUUCAUGCCGAAGAUUUCAUCGCGCACGCCGAACACGUUGCACAGCAGGCUGCAGAAUUGACGAGAAGCGCUGCUGUAGAAGGGGAUAGUACCGAAGCAGCACGUGCAGGAGGUGCACCUUCUUCGAGCAGCAGUAUCUGUGAUGUCGAAAAGGGGAAAGAAGUUGUACUAGAAGCAAAGGCGAAGAUGACAACGACUACAUCGUGUGGAGGUACUGCAGCAAUGGCUUCGAAUCUUGACGUGGAGCAAGAUCAAGCGCCUGAUCCGGUCACUGCUCGGUCAGCAAGGACGAUGCCGGAGUUCUCUCAACGCCAAGAACGAUUACGCCUUCGCGCAUUGUUGUUGUUCCGUUUUCUGUUGAGCCAAAUAUCAGAGCCGGAUGACACCACAACCGAUUUGUCGCGACUGCAAAACGUAAUAGGAGGAAGCAGUUUGGCCGACCUAGCAAGGCAAGGGCAGUUUCAGGAUAAGGAAUUUCUAUCCCGCGUACGACGGAUUACUUUCAUACCAGCGUGGCACCGAGACGUGGGCGUCAAAGACCGACGUCUGGUGUGGCGCACUUGCGGAGAAGUUCUUUUCCAAAAAAACAAGUGGGAUCAGAGUUGGACCUUAUACGACCUUCAGGCUUUCAAUAUUUCUGCGCUAGACAUGCCUUCACACGAGGACGCAGUUAAGGAAAGGCGAUGGAUUUUACAAACCGCAGAGAGUCCGCAAGUGUGGCGCUGCCUGACCCGGCCCCGGGCGAAAGGUGCCAAACAGCCCGUCGACAACCGCGAUACGCCGCUGCAUGAUGUCUCUGACCUCGUCAACCAUCUAGCCAACCUUUUGCACUACCUGGACGCCAGAACGCUUGACAAUGACGAUGUUGCAUAUGCAUUGGAGACACGCAAGCAAGCACUAGACCGGCUUACGCCGGACUUCUGGUCCGUGUUUCGCGGAUUGUCCAUGUUUUGCAGCGGGGGAAAGCGCUCCUGUCACACGGAUUGCGGCGACGAGCAGCGUCGUGUUCGUAAGCUGCCAGGUGGCUCCACCAGUACGACUGUGCAGGAGGACAAACAUGCACAGCUUGAACAUUCGCUGCACGGCGCGGGCAUUCUUGGACGUGCCUGGAUUCCUGUAGUGGACCUGACCCAGCCAGCUUCGCAGCUCAUUGUCGGCGCCGCCGAAAAAGACGAAAGUAUUUGGGAUCUACUCCCGGCUUCCGAAUUGUUCGCUAACGUCGAAAUACACGACUCUUGGGGGCAUAGGCAAUGCUGUUCCCACUUUGAGGAUAAGAGGCUAAGCAUCGCGAUUCACCCCAUCUUUCGAGCCCUCUUGUUCUUCCCGUACUCCACAGCAGAUGCUGAUGUUGGGGACUCGAGUGGUGCAUUGAGCAUGAAGAAGUUCCGGAAGUCCUUUGCAGAGCUAAAGUUGAGCGACUUUCUAAAGCAGAUGCAACGGCGCUUUCCGCUGGGUUCUCGGCUCACCCACGAAAACGCGGAGACACCUUUGGUGGAUGCCGGAAGAUGUAUGCCGAAAAACGAGUCACAUAGUGUUAACGUUAAGAUGGACAGGGAGGAUACUGCAGUUGCAGGUGGUAACGCACAAGAAAGUCUGGCUCUAGUUGACACGACGGGUACACAGGAAAGACUGCUGGGAACAAAUGAAAACGACGAUGGCCGACUUCACAUGCUGACUACGAACGAGGAUCGUCUCCUGCAGGACCAUGAAGAUGUAGCAGGGGAUAUGGAGAGAGGGAUAGUGGCCUACAUGGCUCAUAUCAAGUUACUAAGUAGGUUGUGGCACGCGGCGGAAAAGGACGAUAAAGCACUGGAGGGCGUCGACCCUCGUAUGAUGCGUCGCUAUCAAGCAUAUGGAGUAGACGCGCGCACUGCUGUGCCUGCAGCAUCAGUUUCUCAGCGUUUACGCGGCCCUCCUGUGACACAACCGCGACGCGAAAAUCCAGCGACGGUGCAACGUGCUUCCGAUCCUUCGGAAGUGGAUGAGGGCCGGGAUAAUGCUAGCUGGCCCCCGCAGCACCCGUGGGACAGGUCGCAGGACCCCCCUCGUCGGCUGAUAACGCGGACUGUGAAGAGGGAGACACGUCAAGAAUCGCGACCUACGGACCACGCCACGAAACAGAAGAAGGAACAAACUGUGGAAGAAGCGCAAGCAGAGCAAGAAAAACUGUUAGAGCCUUUGCUACAACAACAAGAUGAAAAAGAAGCAAAUAGGAAUAAAACUACAGCAGUGCAUCUUGAUGACGGUGCCGUUUCGGACGAGUGUUUGCAACUCGUCGAGGCAACGAUGCGGCAAGAGUUGCCUCUUCCUGACGCCGACGGGGUGUUUUGCACCGCGAAUGAGUUGGUGCUCCCAGCAGUCGCAAGCGGUUUAGCCGUCGCUGAUGCAAAAGCACUUGGCGUCGACGCAUGGGGCCACGAGGACCGGAAUAAGAGAGAAAAGCAAAAGCGUGAAGCGUUCAAACGCUUACGAUACGUGCAUCCGGAUUUGCUUCCAACCGGCAGUUUUGAUCCUGCAUCUUCAACAUCGCGUGUUGGCAACUUCGUCUCCAACUGUCUCCAGAUUCCGCCUCCCGAAAAGGUAUGUAAGUUGAAACUUUCAAAGGUUGUGCAGUGCCAGCCAGGUAGUCUUGACGGGACUGAGCAAAGAGCAUGUGACCUCGCAGAGUUCCUGUCGUCGAAGGUGAAAUUUCUCGAUCCACUCGCGAAGGGCUUGACUGACCUCAUGAUGACUGAAGAUGCAUCACUGGUGCAGCCUGUUCUCGGGGGGAUCCGUUGGGUCGCGUGUUCGCAGCUGAAGACCGCGUAUAGUUUUCCCGCGAGACGAUCGCAGAAGGGCGUAUCCCUGCCGUUGAAAGCGGCAGCAGGAUUGACACGCGCGACGUCCUCCUCAAGUAGCACCUCGAGUAGCGCAAUGGUUGCCCCGACAUGUGACGUUCGUGCGAAUGAUUUCGAAUUCGGAAGUGAUGAGGACGAGACUUUUUACCAGGACGGCGGAGAUCGCGUUCUUGAGGAACUGGAUCCCGAUGUGGCCGGGAGAAGGAUUCUAUUCGCAUCUUCGCUGGCGAGGAAGCUCUGUGAUCAUUCAUCAGAUGACGCACUGCUCCCGCGCCAUCGUGCCCAAGAAGCUCUGCAGUCUGUUAUUCACAAAGAACUUGGCAUAAGUUGUGACACAUAUUGUUCGGCAAAUUCGCACGGCGCUGGCGCUGCUGCUAGCGCUGGAGCUUCGGGCGACGCAGCGAAAAAAGAGCAAACAAGCGGCGCGCCAGACGAGAUGAGACGGAGAACGCAUGUGCGUCGCGUGCUGCUGGACAGUAUACUCAAACGCGUUAUAGAGGAGAACUUCGUUAUUGUGAACGGAGGACGACCUCGGAAGGCACGCGUUGCUGGCAGCCCGAAGCAAGACAGGGCACAAGUAGACGAAUUGGGACUGGUAGAAAAUAUGGAAGAGGAUAGCGACCCAUACAUCAAAGCAGAUGACGUGAACAUCGGAUCUUUGAGUGAAGAGGACGUUGAGCCUGGAGGACCCGGAGCAGAACAACAAUUACAGCCACGAGAUGGCGGAACAAACAGAAAGCGGCAGAGGGACAGCACUUCAGCAGCAGAAGAGGAAGAGGAAGUAAAUGAAGAAGGAAAGCAGGCGAAAAAGAGGAAAAUUAUGGUUACUAAUCAAAGAAGAUCCAGCGCUGGAAGAUCCCAGGCAGCAAAGGAUGCUGAAAAGCAAGCGCGUGAACGUGGGGAACGAUGGUGCGCAUCACAAGCCGGAAAAGAUGCCAUAUCGGCCUUUCAAGGCUUCCUCCAGUCACAUUUUACGUUUCCGGAAAGCGGAGGGCAGGGGCCCCACCAUCCAGGAUCUUCAGCGUCUUCAAGUUCCACUGCAGCUUGUACUGGAGCCCUUCCGCAGCCCGCCACCUCGUCGCCAUCCUCAUCUCGUAAUGCGCAGCUAGCGGGCAGUGGAUCCACAUCGCCGCCAAACGCAAUCGCGUCGUCGCUAGAAUCGGAACUGAAAAAGCUAAUCGUGACAGCAGUGGUUGAAAGUGAAACGAAAACACACGCGAAACAGGCACCGCUGGUACCCGCUAGAGCAGGAGCACUGCCAGCGGCAGAAAACGAAGAGAAGGAGAACGCGAAAAACGAGGAAACUCUGGCCAAGAAAGAGAACGUCAUCAAAGGUGCAACCUCCUCUGUCGAAGAGAAAGAGGCAAAAGGUCCGCGCACUUCCACCACUGCCAAAGUGGAGGAGAAAACAACAUCUCAAAAAGAUGAGGAUCGAUCGAAUACGAAAAAGUAAAUAAACCAACUGGACCUAAUGUGAACUUUACAUCAAAAACCAGUGCAUUGUUACUUAGGUAAAAACUUGGACCCAAACUGUUAGCAGCCGCGACACUGGGCGAAGGAAGUUUUUAGAAGGAUUUAUUUUUCUGCGUCAAAGUCUUCAACAUCAAACACGAAGAUAUUUAGACGUACUAUAAUCCAUGCUUUAUCUCACGUAACUGUGAUUUUUCAAAACCAUACCUCCCACCGUCUAGCAUCUAAUUAUAUGUAGAUCUUUUGGUACAACAAAAGACAGUGACGAACGAAAAAUGUUGCGGUUUUUCUUCAGGGCUGCUACCACGUCCUGGUAUAGACAGCUUCAGUUGAUCGGUCCUCAGGGAGUAUUCCGAAAAACACUAUCUCAUGGUAAACAUCUUACUGCUUGUUACAUUGACAAGAAAAUCAUAGGUGGAUCUUCAUCUCCUGGAACGUACUAAGUUGCAAGUGAACUAAGUAUUCCCAAUACUCGCAGUGACAGCGGCACCCUCCCGAAUUAGUUUCACUGAAUGCACAAUCAAUAAAGGGAUGUUGCAAGACCGGCUAUAAACUGUAAGACAAGAACGGUUUCAGUAAAAAGAUGUGUUGGUCAUUGUGAAGCGAGUGCGAAAAGGUCAAUGUUGUAAUCUCUGCUGGUGCUGUCCGAGGCAUGAAGAAGAUCGUUCGAUAUUUGCGAGGGAUGGAUUCUGAUGCAGGUUGAUAAACAACAGUCACUCUACUUUCCGGUAUGAGCACG
Messenger RNA from Amoebophrya sp. A25, 17374 nucleotides. The record is from the annotation of a GenBank genome assembly. NCBI's taxonomy places the organism in Eukaryota, Dinophyceae, Syndiniales, Amoebophryaceae.